Octodon degus (degu) is the source of this 10151-nucleotide messenger RNA. RefSeq names its product MGA, MAX dimerization protein (gene Mga). Gene Ontology annotation, biological process: positive regulation of DNA-templated transcription; regulation of transcription by RNA polymerase II; cell fate specification. The record is from RefSeq and is a predicted model, not a curated record. Lineage: Eukaryota; Metazoa; Chordata; Mammalia; Rodentia; Octodontidae. Gene Ontology annotation, cellular component: MLL1 complex; nucleus. The transcript has 24 exons. Gene Ontology annotation, molecular function: protein dimerization activity; RNA polymerase II cis-regulatory region sequence-specific DNA binding; DNA-binding transcription factor activity, RNA polymerase II-specific. Bases 189 to 9497 code for a protein of 3102 amino acids.
GCCCGCGAGCGGCACGUGACCAGGUCUGACAGCCAAUCACUAGCCCCGCGGCCGGGCAGCGCGAGGAUUCCCGACCCGGGAGCGGCGCGGCGCAUGGGCCGGUCACCAUCCGCCCCGGCAGGAUAGGAAGGCCCUUGUGACUAUGUGGUGACUACAUUUAUCUCACUACUGAGUUUCUCACUGGAAUCAUGGAGGAGAAACAGAUUAUAUUGGCUAAUCAAGAUGGUGGGACAGUGGGAGGAGCAGCACCUACCUUCUUUGUCAUCCUAAAACAACCAGGAAAUGGCAAAACUGAUCAAGGAAUUUUGGUUACCAAUCAGGAUGCUUGUGCUUUGGCUAGUAGCGUGUCAUCACCAGGAAAAUCUAAAGGGAAAAUUUGCCUUCCAGCUGAUUGUACUGUGGGAAGAAUUACUGUCACUCUUGAUAAUAAUAGUAUGUGGAAUGAGUUCCAUAAUCGAAGCACAGAAAUGAUUCUGACCAAGCAGGGAAGACGCAUGUUUCCUUAUUGUCGUUAUUGGAUAACAGGUUUAGAUACAAAUUUAAAGUAUAUCCUUGUCAUGGAUAUAUCUCCUGUGGAUAACCAUCGCUAUAAAUGGAAUGGUCGUUGGUGGGAACCCAGUGGGAAGGCUGAGCCCCAUGUUUUGGGAAGAGUUUUCAUCCAUCCAGAAUCUCCUUCCACUGGUCAUUAUUGGAUGCAUCAACCAGUAUCUUUUUAUAAACUCAAACUUACCAACAAUACAUUGGACCAAGAAGGGCAUAUUAUCUUGCAUUCUAUGCAUCGCUACCUGCCAAGGCUUCAUUUGGUGCCUGCAGAAAAGGCUACAGAAGUGAUACAAUUAAAUGGGCCUGGGGUCCACACUUUUACCUUCCCACAGACUGAAUUCUUUGCAGUAACAGCCUAUCAGAACACUCAGAUUACCCAACUGAAAAUCGAUUACAAUCCAUUUGCCAAAGGUUUUCGGGAUGAUGGACUAAACAAUAAGCCCCUCAGAGAUGGAAAACAAAAGAACAGCUCUGAUCAAGAAGGCAGUAGCAUUAAUGGUUCUCCUGGUCAUCGGGUCCGUCUUACAGAAGGUGAAGGAUCAGAAAUAGAUCCAAGUGAUUUUGAUCCUAUGUCAAGGGAUCAUGAAACGUCAGGCAAGGGUUUGGAGAAGCCUCCCCUUAACAUAAAGCAAGACUUUCUUGGUUUUGUGGAUACUGAUUCAACACUUGAAGUUCCUCAGUUGAAGCAAGAGCUUUCUGAAAGUCUUGUUGCCAACAGUUUUGAAGAUGGCUCCCAUAUAGCCUCAUUAGAAGCAAAUGAAAACUUCAAUGUUGUCAUUAAAGAGGAACCUCUAGAUGAUUAUGACUAUGAACUUGGCGAGUAUCCAGAAGGGGUUACCGUGAAACAGGAAGAGACAGAUGAAGAAACGGAUGUGUACUCCAACAGUGAUGAUGAUCCUAUAUUAGAGAAACAACUAAAAAGGCACAAUAAAAUUGAUAACCCAGAGACUGAUCAUUCAUCUUCUAAGUGGCUACCAAGCAGCCCAUCUGGUGUUGCUAAAGCUAAAAUGUUCAAAUUAGAUGCUGGAAAGAUGCCAGUAGUCUAUUUAGAGCCUUGUGCUGUCACCAAAAGCACAGUGAAGGUUUCUGAAUUGCCUGAUAAUAUGCUUUCCACAUCUCGAAAGGAUAAAUCGUCUGUGUUGACAGAAUUAGACUAUUUGCCUAUGGACAUUGAAAAUGCCAGUGGUACUGGCUUCUGUUUAGGCAAGGAAUCAGAAAAUGGUCUUAGUGAGUACUCACCUGAUCUCAGAGAGAUACAAAAAUAUCCUUCACUUAAAGAGCCUCAAUGGAAAUAUCCUGAUGUAUUUGACAGCAUUAACUCAGAAAGAAUACUUGACAGUUCAAAGAGUUCUGCUGGGGACUCAUUUUCAGGAAAAGAGGAUUUGGGUAGAAAGCGAACAACUGUGCUUAAGAUUGCAGCAGCCUCAAAGACUAUGAGUGCUAAUCACAAUGCCUCACCAAAUGUUCAUGGAAAAAGAGGAAGGCCUCGAAAAUUAAAACUCUCUAAGGCAGGGCGACCACCUAAGAACACAGGAAAGUCUUUAGCUUCUACAAAGAACAACCCUGUAGGCCUUGGAAAUGCCUUUUCUGAUGUGAAGCCCGAUUUGGAAGAUGUGGACGGUGUUCUUUUUGUUUCCUUUGAGUCAAAGGAAGCUCUAGAUAUUCACGCAGUUGAUGGAACAACAGAAGAACCCUCUAGUCUUCAGGCAUCAACCACAAAUGGCCCAGGUUGCAGAGUAAGAAUUUCUCAGUUGGAAAAGGAAUUGAUAGAAGAUUUGAAGUCCUUGCGGCACAAGCAGGUGAUACAUCCAGGUCUUCAAGAAGUGGGGUUAAAAUUGAAUUCAGUGGAUCCAGCAAUGAGCAUUGAUCUUAAAUACUUGGGAGUACAGCUACCUUUGGCUCCAGCAACAAGCUUCCCCUUUUGGAACCUUACAGGAGCCAACCCUGCCUCUCCUGAUGCUGGAUUUCCCUUUGUUUCUAGGACAGGAAAGACCAACGACUUUACCAAGAUCAAGGGAUGGAGAGGAAAAUUUCGUAGUGCUGCUGCAUCUAGAAAUGAGGGUGCAAAUUCAGAAGGUUCACUGAAAAACCGUUCUGCUUUCUGUAGUGAUAAGCUAGAUGAAUACUUGGAAAAUGAAGGCAAACUGAUGGAAACAAGUUUGGGUUUCUCUUCCAAUGCUCCCACAUCUCCUGUGGUAUACCAGCUUCCCACCAAGAGUACCAGCUAUGUACGAACACUCGAUAGUGUACUAAAGAAGCAAUCUACCAUUUCCCCUUCUACCUCUUACUCUUUGAAGCCUCAUUCUGUAACCACUGCCUCUCGAAAGGCAAAGCCUCAAAACAGACAGACAACACUCAGUGGCCGAACUAAAUCAUCUUAUAAAUCUAUUUUACCACACCCUGUUUCGCCAAAACAGAAACACACACAUGUGAUCCCAGGAGAUAAGAUCCCCAAGAACUCUUCAAGUACUAUCUCAGAUAAUCAGGUCAAUAAUGUUGUGCCAGCUUUAGAGGAAAAUGUACUUCCAAAGCAGAUUAGCUUGCGGCAGACGCAGCAGCAACAGCAACAGCAGCAACAGGGUACUCGCCCUCCAGGCUUGUCUAAAUCUCAGGUAAAGCUAAUGGACCUGGAAGACUGUGCACUUUGGGAAGGAAAACCAAGGACCUAUAUCACUGAAGAGCGAGCAGAUGUAUCCUUGACAACCCUCCUUACAGCUCAGGCAUCUCUGAAAACAAAACCUAUUCACACAAUCAUAAGGAAAAGAGCUCCACCAUGCAACAAUGACUUCUGUCGACUCGGUUGUGUAUGUUCUAGUCUAGCUUUGGAGAAGCGCCAGCCUGCUCACUGCCGUCGACCAGACUGCAUGUUUGGCUGCACUUGUUUGAAAAGAAAAGUUGUACUAGUUAAAGGGGGAUCCAAAAUUAAGCAUUUCCAAAGGAAGGCUACUCAUCGAGAUCCAGUAAUUUAUGAUAAUCUGAGAGAGGAGCCAAAGGAGGAAGAAGACGAAGACAGAGAAGAGGAGGAACACAUGAAAGAGAAAAGAAAGAGAAAGAAGCUGGAAUAUACUAUCUGUGAAACGGAGCCUGAACAACCUGUUCGACAUUACCCAUUAUGGGUAAAAGUAGAAGGUGAAGUAGAUCCAGAGCCAGUUUAUAUCCCAACGCCUUCUGUCAUUGAGCCUAUGAAACCACUAUUACUGCCUCAGCCAGAAGUAGUAUCCACUACUAUGAAGGGCAAACUGCUCACUGGAAUUAAACCUGCACGGGCAUACACUCCGAAACCUAAUCCUGUGAUACGGGAAGAGGACAAAGAUCCUAUCUAUUUGUACUUUGAAAGUAUGAUGACUUGUGCCCGAGUUCGAAUAUAUGAAAGAAAAAAAGAGGAACAGAGACAGCCAUCUCCAUCCCCGUCCCCGUCUCCAUCAUUUCAGCAGCAGAGUUCCUGUCAUUCUAGUCCUGAAAACCACAAUACAAAGGAACCUGAUUCUGAACAGCAGCCUUUAAAACAAUUCAUUUGUGACUUGGAGGAUGAUUCUGAUAAAUCACAAGAAAAGAGCUGGAAGUCUCCCUCCAAUGAAGGGGAAUCCUCUUCUACCUCUUAUGUGCAUCAGAAGUCUCCUGGUGGUCCCACCAAACUGAUAGAGAUCAUCUCAGACUGCAACUGGGAGGAGGAUCGGAACAAGAUUUUGAGCAUCUUAUCUCAGCACAUCAAUAGCAACAUGCCACAAUCACUUAAGGUGGGCAGCUUCAUCAUUGAGUUGGCUUCUCAGCGAAAGAGCCGGGGUGAGAAGAACCCUCCUGUUUAUUCUUCUCGUGUGAAAAUCUCUAUGCCAUCAUGUCAAGACCAAGAUGAUAUGGCUGAGAAAUCUGGAUCAGAGACUCCUGAUGGUCCAUUGUCCCCUGGGAAAAUGGAUGAUAUCUCUCCUGUGCAGACAGAUGCCCUGGAUUCAGUGAGGGAGAGAUUACAUGGAGGCAAAGGUCUGCCUUUUUAUGCAGGGCUUUCCCCUGCAGGAAAGCUUGUGGCCUAUAAGCGUAAACCCAGUUCAAGCACAUCUGGGCUUAUCCAGGUUAAUGGUAAGAGUUACCCGCAGGCUAAGUUGCUAUUGGGACAGAUGGGGGCAUUGCAUCCAGCCAAUAGGCUAGCUGCUUAUAUCACAGGCAGGUUGCGACCCUCAGUCCUGGACCUCUCAACCCUCAGUACUGUCAUCUCCAAGGUAGCAUCCAAUGCCAAGGUGGCUGCAUCCAGGAAACCACGCACCCUACUGCCUUCAACAUCCAAUUCCAAAAUGGCAACCUCCUCUGGCACUUCAACAAACCGCUCUGGGAAGAAUCCGAAGACAUUUGUCCUGGCAAAAAGGCCAAUUGCGGCUCGACCCUCUCCUGGUGGUGUGUUCACACAGUUUGUGAUGAGUAAAGUUGGAGCCUUACAGCAGAAGAUACCUGGAGUUAGCACACCCCAAACCCUGACAGGGCCACAGAAGUUCAGUAUCAGACCUUCUCCAGUAAUGGUCGUCACACCUGUUGUUUCUUCUGAGCCAGUUCAGGUGUGCAGCCCUGUGACUGCUGCUGUCACUACUACCACCCCUCAAGUGUUUUUAGAAAAUGUUACUGCUGUGACAUCUAUGACUGCUAUUUCUGACGUGGGAACUAAAGAAACUACUUAUUCUUCUGGUGCCACCACUGCAGGGGUUAUUGAGGUCUCUGAAACCAAUACCAGCACCACUGUAACAUCUACCCAGUCUACAGCCACUGUGAACCUUACCAAAACUACUGGGAUAACUACCCCUGUGGCUUCAGUUGCUUUUCCUAAAUCUUUGGUAACAUCUCCUCCAACCAUAACUCUUCCUGUUGCUUCCACUGCCUCCACCUCCAUAGUCAUGGUGACCACAGCUGCCUCUUCCUCCUCCUCCGUGGUGACCACACCAACUUCAUCUCUGGGCUCUGUUCCUAUUAUACUCUCAGGAAUUAAUGGGAGUCCACCAGUAAGCCAGAGACCAGAAAAUGUCCCUCAGAUUCCAGUGGCUGCUCCACAAAUAUCUCCUAAUGCAUUGAAACGUCCUGGACCUCGGUUGUUGUUGAUUCCAGUGCAGCAGACUUCUCCUACACUUAGACCUGUCCCAAACCCACAACUUCAGGGACAACGGAUGGUUUUACAGCCUGUUAGGAGCCCAAGUGGAAUGAAUCUCUUUAGGCAUCCCAAUGGGCAAAUUGUCCAGCUUCUACCUUUGCAUCAGAUCCGAGGUUCUGGUACCCAGCCCAGCUUACAACCUGUCAUGUUUCGGAACCCAGGGUCUGUGGUGGGAAUCCGUUUGCCUACGCCUUCCAAGCCUUCUGAGUUACCACCAUCUUCUACUUCAUCCUCUGCUUUUUCUGUUGUAAAUCCUGUAAUUCAGGCUGUUGGAUCUUCUCCAGCAGUGAAUGUAAUCACUCAGGCACCAUCUUUACUUUCCUCUGGACCAAGUUUUGUCUCUCAGGCUGGUACUCUGACCCUGAGGAUUUCUCCUCCUGAGCCACAGAGUUUUGCAAGUAAAACAGGCUCUGAAACCAAAAUAACAUAUAGCUCAGGAGCACAGCCUGUUAGUACAGCCAAUCUCAUUCCUCUCCAGUCUGGUAGUUUUGCCUUGCUGCAGCUCCCAGGACAAAAGCCUGUUCCUAGCUCCAUUCUCCAGCAUGUUGCUGCCCUUCAGAUGAAGAAAGAAUCCCAGAAUGGAGACCAGAAAGAUGAAACAAACUCCGUAAAAAGAGAGAAGGAAACUAAGACAACUGUACAGUCAGAAGGAGAAGGUAUAGGUUCUGAGGCUAGCAUAAUUAAGCAGAAUUUAGGAACUGUUUCCUCAAAAGAAACUUUGGAUUCCUUGGAAGAUGGGGGUGAUUGUCUGAAUGAAGAAUCCCUUACAGAAAAAGAUUCCACAACUGUCAAACCUUCUGAGCACUCCUGCAUCACUGAAUCACACACAAGUGAAGACUGUAAAGAUGUUACUGAAGAUUGUGGGACUAGAAAUCAUAACAGUUCCAAAGAAAAAGUGACUGUUCUAGAAGUUAGGACAGUUUCUGAAAAAUCCAGUAAUAUGACAGUACAAAAUCUGAGUAAAGUACAGCUUCAGAAGUCUGGUGAUGUGAAGGUGGAGCAGCGGAAAGAAUUAGAUAAUCCAGAUGAAAAACGAAAUGAAUUUCUAUUUAUUGAAUUAUCAGGGAACAAACUUAUGCUUCAGAAACAAUGUAAUUCACAGCCAGAGGCCAAGGAGAAGAAUUGUGUGGACUCUCUGGAGAAGGACAGGAUUAGGGAAAGAUGGAAAAAGUAUCCAAAGAGCCCCUUGGUCCGAAAACAUGUUAGAACUUCAGAAGAAUGUAAGAAAGAGGCAGAUGAGCAAUUAAUUAGAGAAUCAAAGCCAUAUCAAGAUUCAGAUGUGUUUCAAGAAGAGCAGGACAUGUCUGGUCUAUAUGAGAAAAGUGGAACUGGUGAGAAUGAUGGAGUUUUAAAAACUGAGUGUGAUUCUUGGAGUAGGAUUGCUAAUCCUGCAGCCUUCUCCAUCAUUCCUAGGCGAAUUACAAAAGGAAACAGAGGGAAUGAACUUUAUCAGGGUGAUUUACUACUACCAGGAAAACAGAUGAAACCAAAGCAAGACCAAAAGGAUAGAAAAAGCAGUGCUGACUUCAUUGGUUUGGAUUUGGAAGAGGAGGAUGAAGAAGAGAAUGAAAAAACCGAUGAUUCUGUUGAUGAAAUUGUGGAUGUUGUGUCUGACUACCAGAGUGAGGAGGUUGAGGAUGUAGAAAAGGUGAAUAACUGUAUAGAAUACAUUGAGGAUGAUGAACAUGUGGAUAUUGAAACUGUAGAAGAGCUUUCAGAGGAAAUUAAUGUUGCCCACAAGAAGACCAUAACAGCUCACACACAGUCAUUCAAGCAGAUGUGCCGUACCCAUGCAGAUGAAAAAGCUACUGAAAGAAGUCGAAAGGCCCCAUCAGUUCCUCUAAAACUGAAACCUGAUUAUUGGAGUGACAAGCUACAGAAAGAAGCAGAAGCUUUUGCUUAUUAUCGCCGGACACAUACUGCCAAUGAGCGGCGGCGGCGUGGUGAAAUGAGAGAUCUCUUUGAAAAAUUGAAGAUCACAUUGGGAUUACUUCAUUCUUCCAAGGUUUCCAAAAGUCUCAUUCUUACUCGUGCAUUCAGUGAAAUUCAGGGACUAACAGAUCAGGCAGACAAACUGAUAGGACAGAAAAAUCUCCUGACUAGAAAACGGAAUAUCUUGAUACGAAAGGUAUCAUCUCUUUCAGGUAAGACAGAAGAAGUGGUCCUGAAGAAGCUAGAGUAUAUUUAUGCAAAACAACAAGCACUAGAGGCUCAGAAAAGAAAAAAGAAGAUGGGAACAAAUGAGUUUGAUGAGUCUCCCAGAACUAGCAAACAGCAGGAAAGAUCUUCUACAUCUUCUGUAGAUCUCGGACAGAUGUUUAUUAAUAACAGAAGGGGGAAACCUUUGAUUCUUUCCAGAAAAAGAGACCAGGCCACAGAAAACACCUCUCCCAAUACUCCACACACCUCUGCCAAUCUCGUGAUGACUCCACAAGGACAAUUACUUACCUUAAAAGGUCCCCUGCUCUCAGGACCAGUGGUAACUGUUUCUCCUGCUCUCUUAGAAACGGAUUUGAAGCCUCAAAUUGCCAGUAGUGGUAUGGCUCAAUCAGAGAACGAUGACUUAUUUAUGAUGCCACGAAUUGUUAAUGUGACAUCACUGGCCACAGAGGGAAGUUUGGUAGAUAUGGGUGGCAGCAAAUAUCCUCACGAAGUUCCUGAUGGCAAGCCAUCUGAGCACCUGAAAGACACGGUCAGGAAUGAAGAUAACCUGGAGGAUUCUGAUAGAGUAUCUUCAAGAGGAAACCAUAGUGACAGAAGAAUGGCAUUGGGUCCAACACAAGCUUUUCUGGCAAAUAAAGAUUCUGGUUUUUCACGUAUAGUUGAUGUUUCUAGGAUGCAGGAAACACAAGAGUUUUUACCUAAAAAGAUUUCAUGUGAUGUAAAAGGGAAUCGGUAUAAGUGGAAGGAGGGUGAAUCAAGAGGAGAGAGAUUAAAAUCAAAGGAAUCUCCAUUUCAUAAGUUAAAGAUGAAAGAUCUCAAGGACUCAAGCAUAGAGAUGGAACUGAGGAAAGUAGCAUCAGCUAUAGAGGAAGCAACUCUUGAUUCCAGUGACCUACUGACCAACAUGGAAGAUGACGAUGAUACUGAUGAGACACUGACUUCACUGCUCAAUGAGAUUGCCUUUCUUAAUCAGCAGCUGAAUGAUGACUCUGUCAGUCUUGCUGAACUGCCCACCUCUAUGGAUACAGAGUUUCCAGGAGAUGCUCAGCGGGCUUUUAUCAGUAAGCUUCCUCCUAGGAACAGAGCACCUUUCCAUGUUGGCCACUUGGGAACAGAUUUGAAAGAGAUGCCUGAUGACCAACGAGAGAGUGACUCCAUCAGCCCCCUCCUUUUGCACUUGGAAGAUGAUGACUUUUCUGAGAAUGAAAAACAACUUGUUGAAACAGCCUCAGAGCCAGAUGUUCUUAAGAUUGUCAUUGACUCUGAGAUGAAGGAUUCAUUUCUUUCUCACAGGAAAUCUAGUGAUGGAGGGAAGAGUACUUCUGGUCUCCCUGUAGAACCUGAAAAUGUGUCCUCACCUCCCAUCCUACACAUGAAGACUGGCCUGGAGAAUAGCAACACAGAUAUUUUGUGGAGGCCUAUGCCAAAGUUAGCACCUUUAGGUUUAAAAGUAGCUAAUCUUCCCAGUGAUGCAGAUGGUCAGACUCUCAAGGUGAUGCCUUGUUUGGCACCUGUAGCUGCUAAAAUUGGGUCAGUUGGACAUAAAAUGAACUUAACUGGGAGUGACCAGGAAGGCCGGGAGAGCAAGAUGAUGCCUACAUUGGCACCUAUUAUGGCUAAAUUGGGCAACUCUGGGGUAUCACCAAGUUCUUCAGGGAAAUGAACUUACUUUUCUUAAGACAGAAACCAGGCUAUGAGGGGAAGUUGAACCUUACCUCCUUUCUCUGCAGGCAUUUGUUUGUGUCAUGGAACAGUGAUCCUUGACUUUGAUGGUGUAGUAGAUAAGAAAAAGGGGGUAGGGUGCUGACCCUGGUAUAAGAAAUAAUACGAAAUUCUGAUCAUGUUAAAAUGUGUUACCUCACUUGUGGUGCUGGGUCCUCUAAUCCUAAGAAGAUGUGAUCCAUUACUGAACACGAGGUGCCCCUUACCCAAGGAAUUUAUUCAGGACUGGCUCCAUAGUUGUCCCUACCGCCAAAACUCCUAACUCCCCAAGAGAAAAAGCUGUGUUAGAAAUCAGAAUUGCUUUGUACGAAAUUGUAUCUGAGAGCUCUUUGGUUAAAUCUAAAAUCUGAGGAAUGUGUUACAUUUGUGCAAAAGGGAUCCAGAAGACAUCAUUUUAAGUUAUUUCAGUGAUUGAGAUAGGAUAUGUACCGUGAAAUACCAAAGUGAAGAAUUUUAUGUCACUUGGCAAAAUUUUACCUUUUUUUAGAUCCUAAGUAGCUUCCUUUUUCUUACUUUUUCAAUCAGAAUUCCAUAUGCAAGCCUUUUCAUGAAGUAGAGAUCUUUUAACUUUAUUAUUGUGAUUAUUUUGAGAUGC